GGAGCACCAUGAGCGCUGUCCAAAAUUCCCAUUUCAGCUCCAAAAACCAGACCCGCAUCCAUCCACCAGCCGAGACGAAGAAGAAGAAGAAGAGAACUAGAAAGCUGCGAUCUCUCUCUCUCUCUCUCUCUCUCUCUCUCUCUCCUUGCUCCAUCAUCAGGUACGCCCGCGGGUUCACCUUAAUUUCCUUCCGCAGAUCUCAUUUCCUGCUUCCGAUCACGCGAAUUCUCUCGAUCGGAUCCCGACGGUGUGAUUGAGAAACUCCGGGAAUUCGAAUUCUUUGCGGAUCUUGUCCGAUCGGCCGAUUCGAUCUCUCGAGCCCCCCUCGAAGAUGAAUUCCAACUACGGCAAACCCAACAACCCGCAGCGCAGCUCCGGCUCUUUGGGCAGCUUCGAUUUCGACAUCGGGAUCGGUUCGAACAAGCCUAGGUCCCUGAACGAUCAGAAGAACAAGACGACCUCCUUCUCGUACGCCGCCGCCGCGCCGUCGCCCGCGCAGCCGUCGAGGCCCGCGUGGCAGCCCAACAAGCCCUCGUGGACCCACCAGCCUGCCGCCGGCGCCGGCGCCCCCGGCCCGGCGCAGUCGGCGGGGGCAGCGUCCCUGGGCGGGCCCACGUCGAUGGUCGGGGACAUCUUCGGCAAGAGCUGGUCGUCGUCAUCGACGUCGACGGGUUCUUUGGGGUCGGGGUUGGGGAUCGGGAUCGCGAAGAAGGACACGAACUUGUUCGGGGAUUUGGUUAGCUCGGCUUUAGGAGGAGGGCAGGGUAAGGGCGGCAGUGGCAAUGUCCCGUUGAAGAACGCGACGCCGGCUGCAUCGGCUAGCAAGACCGCAUAUUCGAUGGGGAAUUUAGCAGAUUCGCUGCCGAAAUCCGGUAAUUCGAUGCACAAUAGUGGAAGUCGGGGAUCUGGGGGUUAUAGUACUGGUGGCGUUGGGGGUGUUAAUUGGAAUGGCGUUAACGCCGGCGGUAAGAGUGCGACUCUCGGAGGUCCUUCGAUGCAAAAUAUGGCUGGUGGUGGUGGUGGUGGAGGUGGAAUCAAUACCAAUAAGGAUCCAUUCAGUAAUUUGGUUGGUUUUGGAUCAAAACAGCAGUCGGGCAGUCUCAACUCAGCGAGCAAGGCCAGUGCUAAGACUGGCACCGGUAGUCAUGAGUUUGGAGAUUUUCAGAAUGCUCCUUCAUCCGGUACGACCACAUUCUCGUCGAGCGGGUUUUCCGCAAAUAAAACCAAUUUUGCGGCAUCAAACAUGAGCUUUGGUUCGAAAAUGGAUGAUUUCGGGGUGCCUGCCAAGAAUUUCAGUCAGCAGAGUCAGACUCCUGUCCAGAGCUCAGGCGCAGACAGUUUCGAUGUGUUGUUCUCUUCAUCCUCUGGUUCGGCUUCUGCUGGUGUUGCCACAGGAGAACAGCAAGCUGUGGGAGUGGAUGACUGGGGUUUGGAUUCAGAUUUUGGAGGAGGAAAUGAGGGUGGCGGCACCACCACGGAACUUGAGGGGCUUCCACCGCCUCCUUCAGGCAUAUCAGCUUUAACUGCUAAGAACAAGGGCAUGGAUAAUCAGAAGCAAGGGCAAUAUGCCGAUGCCAUUAAGUGGUUGUCGUGGGCUGUGAUUCUCCUUGAAAAGGCUGGAGAUAAUUCUGCCACCACGGAAGUCUUGUCGUGCCGAGCCUCAUGUUACAAAGAAGUCGGGGAGUAUAAGAAGGCUGUGGCAGACUGUACAAAGGUGCUAGAACAUGACGAUGCAAAUGUAGCCGUUCUUGUACAGCGAGCUCUUUUGUAUGAGAGUAUGGAGAAGUACAGACUUGGCGCAGAAGACCUGAGGAUGGUGCUGAAGAUUGAUCCUAGUAACAGAGUUGCUCGAAGCACUAUUCAUCGCUUGAACAAAAUGGCAGACUAAGCAACCUUCUGAAACUUAUUCAUUUUUUCUCCUCAAGUGAUGAGCCUUACUUCUUCCCCUUCUCCAAUUUUGUUUGGGGAAUAGUAAAAAUCUUAUCCUUUGUCCGAGAUUGAGAUUUACAUUGGUUGUAAAACUUUUGAGUGUAUAACGUAUUGUAUUUGCUUCAGUUUUCAUCGGAUGCUACCUGCAACUAAUUCUUGAUUGUCACUUCAUAAAGGUAUGAGAUUUUUUAGGUUUUCUCCACUUUGUCCCAUGCAAUGUGCAGCAAUUCACCUUAAGCUCAAUAGGCGUAGCUCCUUUUGUUUCACUGUAAUACACACAUACUUUUGAAUGAUUUGGUUAUGUGUAAGCUGAUCCAUUAUCAGUUGUGAGGUAAAUGAGAUUGAAAUUCCCUCUCUUUACC
Molecule: messenger RNA, 2291 nt
Organism: Eucalyptus grandis
Lineage: Eukaryota; Viridiplantae; Streptophyta; Magnoliopsida; Myrtales; Myrtaceae
Exons: 2
Coding region: 332-1888 (518 amino acids)
Molecular function (GO): protein binding
Source: RefSeq, a predicted model, not a curated record